ACGCUAGAAUUUCUAUCGCUCGAAUUGCUGUUUUCCUCCGACAUUUCCGUUGUGACAAACCUCGCUUUAUUUUCAUCACAAUUCUAUCACAACAAAAUUAAGUUUGAAAAUUAAAAAAAAAACUACCUAGUGCAUACAUUUUUCAACAUAAUGGUGAUUGCAUGUGUAGUAAAAACAUGUCGAAAUCACAACAAAAACUGCGAUCUGAGCUUCUACACUUUUCCGACCCAGCGGAAGCAGGGCAGUACCAAGGAACUAGAGAAGCUUAUUUCGAUGCGGCUGGCGAUGUGGCGGAAGGCUUCUGGCUUCUCGAGACCAAUGAAUCGGAGCGUUCGAAUCUGUGGAGAUCACUUCGUCAGUGGUAAACCAGCCAAGCUGGAGGAGCCGGGCAGCAUCGAUUGGGUGCCCUCGCUUCACUUACCCGACCAGCCAUCCUCCAUGAUUCGGGGUGCGGACUUGGAAUAUCUAACGAAGACCGAGGUAACCGAAGUCGACUUUGAUCUACGGACGAUUUGUAGCAUUAAAAAAUGCCCCAGUAACAAGAACCCAAGUUGGAAAGUGAAAAUUUACCCAUUUCCCAGAUUGGACAGUUCGAACUAUGUGGCGCGAGUGCUGUCUGAAAAGCGACUUUUAUUGUGGUGUCGAAUGCUGGACACCUCCAGCAGAUGGGACAAAAUCGAUCUCUCCAAGCUGCAGCUGUGCAGUUUGCACUUCACUUCAGGUACUAUGGCGGGCUUGACAGACGUUGAAAAUGUGGAUUGGAUUCCAACGUUAAACAUGAAUAGGCAGACUCGUUUUACUGACCAUAUCGCGUAUUUUGAUUUAUAUAAUUUAAUUUCGUUAGUAAAGGACUCAGGAGUAACCGAAAGUAGCUUGGCAACCGAAUUGGUUUUACAAUCACAGCAAAGUGUGAUACCAACGCUGCAGUCUGCCAAUGUGGGAGAAACAGUUGUUACACCGGACACACCUUCCAGUUUACCGAAAGUUUCAGUUGGUUUGAAAUGUAUCCUCUGUCUGUCACCCACAGCACUGAAACCGAUGAAUGCGGAGAACAAAAAAGCCGUUGAGCUUAUAUUCAAAGACACACUACGAGUGGACAGCGAGCUGAUUUGUGCAAUGUGUAACAAAUCCGUUGGUGAAUUUUCUGCAUUUUACGAAAAAGUCCGUAAAAGCCAAGAAAAGGCCGCAACGGUCAAGCUCAAACCACUUGUGAAGAUCGAGAAAACGAUUUCCAAUCCUCUGAAGCGAUCAGCUCCUGCUCCCCUACCAUCGGCACCGGACGAGAAGCGAAUUCAUUCGACCGAUGAGAAAAGAGUAAAGUUGUUCAAUGUCCUCGUGUCGAACGAAUUCCAAUGUAAGCUGUGCUACGUUACGCUCGCGACCAGACCGGGACUCAAUGAUCAUCUAUUUCACGCGCAUAAGGUGAAAAUCAAUUGCAAACUGUGCAAAAACAGUUUUGCACCCGAAGGAUAUGCUAGUCAUAAAGCGGGCUGCAAAGCGCAAGCGAAAGCCAAACGACAAGCCCAGCAAACAGCAGGUACCACUAUUACAGCCACCCCGAUCAAACCAAAAGCACCUGGUACGAAAGUGUCGAAACAGAAACAUUCAUGUUAUAUUUGUAAAGAAUUCUUUACGCCUGGGGAAAUUAUUGACCAUGUGAAGACCCACGGAAUCGAUACGGUUCCUAUGAAAGACACCAUGAUUGAUUAUGAGGCCUGUAAGCAGUGUCACAAGGCGGUUCAGAAGCAGAACAUGAAGCGACACAUGGAAGCGCACGAGAGUCACCGCAAUCAAAUGAGAAAGCUCAUCAAAGAACAAGAGGAUAAGCAACGCUUCCAGUGCAGUGUAUGCCUGUUGGAGUUCAGAACGAUACUUUUGAUGGAGAAGCACAAAGAAAAGCACAAGCUUGUCACUAUGGAUGACCGAAUCGAGUGUCCGGACUGCAACAAAGUGAUGACGGCCAGAUAUUUCAAAUAUCAUGUGAUGGUAAUGCACGACAAUGAGCAACUGCCCUGCGAUAAGUGCGGCAAACUUUUCAGUAGAUUUGCACUCAAAAAUCAUCGCGCAACGACAUGCAGCGACGAUGAGCAGGUCUCGUGUUCGCAUUGUGGUAAAACGAUGAGGGCACACUUACUGAAGGGUCACGUUAGUAAAGUACAUUCGACUGUGACCGCCAAAUGUAGAUUCUGCCCGAAAGAGUACACCAGCAGAGAGUACGCCAUAAGUCACGAGCGGUGGUCCCACCGUAAGGAGUGGGAGGAGAAAAAACGGGAAGGUGUCAAGCAGCUGGAACUGGACCGCGAUCAACUGGAGGAGGCUCUCGGCAUCAAACCCAAUCCCAACGAAGAGGAUAUUUCGGCGACCUGCCCAGUCUGCUUGAACGUCCACGGUACAAAGCCGUACAUCGAAGCGCAUGUACGAAAAGCUCACUCCUCCGAGUAUUUAUCGAUGAUUAUGAACGGUAUCAUUGUAAGCACUGGCGAUAACAAUACGGAGGAUUUCGAUGCUGCAGAGUACAUAAGUGAAGUGAUGGGAUCGACUAAGACCGAGGCGGGAGCAAUGUAGGGUAAGAACUACUAUGAUAUAUGUAUAAACCUGUAUGUACUACCUAUAGUAUGGCAAUGUGUGGUCAAUUCUGAACAGUUGUGAAAUCCCUUUACAUAUAUUAACUUUCAAUCGUAAUCCAUUGUAACCACUGAUUAUUUUCGUUUGUGAGUAGAUUGAAAUUUGAAUAGGUAAUAAAACAAUCCAGAUUAAUCCGCUUAGCAGAAA
Messenger RNA from Armigeres subalbatus, 2772 nucleotides. RefSeq names its product zinc finger protein 93-like. Gene Ontology annotation, molecular function: zinc ion binding; chromatin insulator sequence binding. Gene Ontology annotation, biological process: regulation of transcription by RNA polymerase II. The record is from RefSeq and is a predicted model, not a curated record. The transcript has 10 exons. NCBI's taxonomy places the organism in Eukaryota, Metazoa, Arthropoda, Insecta, Diptera, Culicidae. Bases 151 to 2565 code for a protein of 804 amino acids. Gene Ontology annotation, cellular component: nucleus; chromosome.